Molecule: messenger RNA, 1233 nt
Organism: Lecanosticta acicola
Lineage: Eukaryota; Fungi; Ascomycota; Dothideomycetes; Mycosphaerellales; Mycosphaerellaceae
Source: the annotation of a GenBank genome assembly
AUGUCCUCUCAAAAGCGCAUCGAACAAUGGGAAAUCGACCGCUACUGGGAGAUCUUCUCCUCCCUCUCCAACAACAGCACCCACCUCAGUGGCUCCCAAGCCGCCUCAGUCCUCAAAAAUUCCCAACUACGCGACGACCAACUCGAGCGAAUCUGGGACAUCUCCGACAUCGACAGCGAUGGCCAGCUCGACUUUGAGGAAUUCUGCGUCGCUAUGCGGCUCAUCUACGACCUCAUGAACGGCGAAUACAACGACGUCCCCCAAAGUCUGCCGGAUUGGAUGGUGCCUGAAUCCAAAGCAUACCUCGUCCAAGCGAAUCGCGCAAUGACAGGCGGAGGCGAAAGAUUCGAACGACCAGAAUACGACGACGACGAAGAAUCAAGCGGUCUCAAGGACGGGUUCGACUGGUACAUGUCCCCUUCCAACAGGUCCAAAUACGAGGACAUCUACACUUCUUCCCGGAAUCCCCGGAACGGCCUCAUCUCCUUCAACGACCUACACGAUCUCUACGACUCCCUCGACGUACCCGAUACCGACGUCCGGAGCGCCUGGAAUCUCGUGAACCCCAAGAGCGAAGAGGGGAUCAACAAGGACGCCUGUCUCGUAUUCCUCCACAUCCUCAACAACCGCCAUGAAGGCUACCGAAUCCCGCGGAGCGUCCCUCCCUCCUUGCGCGCGACGUUCGAACAGGGCAAGAUAGAAUACAACAUCGACCGCGUGAAUGCGCAACAGACGGCCGCGGAUCGCUGGGGCACAAAACGCGACGAUAGCACUGUGAGUGGUAAGAAGGCGAAAUUCGGGGACACAUACCUCUCGCGCUUGGGAGUGGGAGAACGCGCGCCAAAGGGUACAGAUUUCAGCAGCACACCACGCGACGGGGAAUGGGAAGAAGUGCGGUUGAAGAAGCAAUUGAAAGAGAUAGAAGAGAAAAUGGUCAGGGUGGAAGAAGCCGCGAAACGGAGACGAGAUCGUGGCGGGAGAAGGGAGGAUUCGAAACCUGCGUUGGUGAAGAGAGAAUUGGAGCAGUUGCUUGAUUAUAAGAGAAGAGAAUUAAGAGAACUGGAAAAUGAAGAUCCAACAUCCAAGCCUGGGGGUGGUUUGAAACAGUUCCAGGAGGAGAUCAACAUGGUGAAAGAGCAGGUGGAUGGCCUGCAGGAACAUUUGAGGAAGAGGGAAGGUGUGUUGCAGGGAUUGAGGGAGCAGAUUGAGACUGAGAAAGCCAGUGCAAGAUGA